GUACAGGCCUCAUUAAGGAGUCCCCGCAGCGCAGGCCUCCAUCUCUGGGCGCCUUAAGGCGGAAGAGGCUGCACAGAGCGUAGGCAACGACAGGGGGCGCUGUGGGGCAACAGGAACAGAGGGCGGAGCACUGCGGAGUCAGCUGGUCUAGGCACAUGGCAAGGGCGCGACUGUUCCGGGCCCAUAGAGGCUGGAGCCAAAGUGGGGAUCUUAGGAGGGGAGUCGGACUCGACCGCUAGUUCUCACUGCGUGGGUCCCUGAGCCUCUUUUCACUCCUGGACGCGCUAAACCCAGACAAGGCAUCUUCAAGGCACUACUGUUUAUUUUCUCCUCCCUGUGCGCCUGGUAUUCUGGGUACCUGCUCUCAGAGCUCAUUCCUGACGUGCCUCUGUCCAAUACUCUCUACAACAUCCGAAGCAUCGGAGAGAGACCUGUUCUCAAAGGAAGGAGAGACUCCCUGAUGUUGCCAGAGGAUCAAGGAUAGAGAUGAGGCCCUGGAACAUACAUGCAUUCUCCCCAGCCCCCAAAAGACAAAAAUGUGACCAUUGGUCCCCAUGUCCUCCAGACACCUAUGCCUACCGGCUGCUCAGUGGUGGUGGCCGAGACAAGUAUGCCAAGAUCUGCUUUGAAGAUGAAUUGCUAUUAGGAGAGAAGACAGGGAAUGUGGCAAGAGGGAUAAACAUCGCCAUCGUCGACUAUGAGAUGGGGAAAGUGAUAGUGACAAAGUACUUCGAUAUGUAUGAAGGUGAUAACUCUGGUCCAAUGGCCGAGUUCAUCCAGAGCGCCCCUUCAAGAUCCCUGCUGUUCAUGGUGACUCACGAUGAUGGAAGCUACAAACUGCAGGCUCAAGCAAAGGAUGCCAUAGAAGCCCUUGGAAGCAAAGAAAUCAAGAACAUGAAGUUCAGAUCAAGCUGGGUGUUUGUUGCAGCAAAGGGCUUUGAGCUACCUUCAGGAAUCGAGAGAGAAAAAAUCAACCAUUCGGAUCAGUCCAAGAACAGAUACUCCGGCUGGCCAGCAGAGAUCCAGAUCGAAGGAUGCAUACCCAAAGGGCUGAGAUAACGCUGCUGGGACCUCAAUAAACGUGUUUUGUACAGAUA
This is a messenger RNA of Mastomys coucha (southern multimammate mouse), 1097 nucleotides long. RefSeq names its product FAM3 metabolism regulating signaling molecule B (gene Fam3b). Bases 487 to 1059 code for a protein of 190 amino acids. The record is from RefSeq and is a predicted model, not a curated record. The transcript has 10 exons. NCBI's taxonomy places the organism in Eukaryota, Metazoa, Chordata, Mammalia, Rodentia, Muridae.